UCUGAUGAGUAGAGAGAGAGAGAAGGAGAGAGGGGAGCAACUAACCUGCCCACAGUAUCUCACCACUUGCUCUCUGGAAAUGCUUCAGAUGGGCUCCUUGUUAAGGACCGGUUAGCAAUUCCGAUUUUUACGUUGCAAAAUGCCAUUUAUGUUGCCAUCGUUGAGACAUCCAGCGCGUCUUUAGAGUGCGUUCGAGGCUACUUCUUUCAGGGGAAGCGCUCGGGAAACUUGGACCAAAGGGAUGCGCCAACGAGUGCAUAUCUCGGCAGGGAUCAGUGAUUGAGGAUCGGAAAUGGCACGCAGUAGGCUCUCCUUAUGGAAUGAGACUCUUCAUUUUCCAGCACUAUCGUAAAACUAAUUGAACAGAAACAGCUCAUAACUUGCAAUAUUUCCACGGACAUAAAUCUGUAUCAGUGCUACAAGACUGCGGGACGACGGCGGACACCGAAUUCUGCAUUUUGAUGCGGAAAGUUGCAAAUGCUGUGAGUGGAUUGUGUGGCCACCGAAGUGAUUUGGAUGUCACCACUGUGGCGGAGGUUUGAGGGUUAGACGCCUGCCUCUGGGAUCAGCGGUGGACAUACACACUGUAUCAGCUGCGGACGGAUCGGCGACGCGACAAGCGCUCAUAGAGAAGUCUCUGGCACAGGCAGAUCUUCUGAUGACCUGAUGGAACUGAAGUUACAAGUAGUGCUUUUCUGGGUCCUGGUGCUGCACCGUGGCUCCGCUGAAGGCAGUAUCCUGUACCGGGUCCAGGAGGAGCAGCCUCCCAACACUCUCAUUGGUAGCCUGGCAUCAGACCAGGGCCUGCCAGACUCGGGUCAUCUCUACAAGCUGGAGGUGGGUGCUCCUUACCUCCGUGUUGAUGGAAAGACGGGAGACAUUUUCACCACAGAGAUUCCCAUAGACAGAGAGACACUGAGGGACUGUCGAUCCCUGGCUAAGGGUAAGCCCUGCUACCUGGAAUUUGAAGUAUCGGUGACAGAUCUGAUACAAAACCAGAGCCCACGACUCAUUGAAGGACGCAUUGAGGUGCAGGACAUCAAUGACAACACUCCACAGUUUCCCUCUUCUGUGCUUACCAUCUCUGUCCCAGAGAACACGAUCAUGGGGGCGCUGUUCUCCAUACCUCUAGCUACGGACAGGGACUCAGACAGGAAUGGGGUGGCGGAUUAUGCUCUCACUGCAGGGCCAGACGCAGCGACCCUGUUUGGUUUACAGGUGGCUGACGACAGGGGGGGGAAGCUCCCACAGCUCAUUGUCCUGGGCAACCUAGAUCGUGAGUUAAAGGAUUCCUAUGACCUCACCAUCAAGGCAGUGGAUGGAGGGAACCCACAGCGCUACAGCAGUGCUCUGCUGAGAGUGGUAGUCACUGAUGCCAAUGACAACGCUCCCAAAUUUGAAAGGUCCACAUAUGAGGCAGAAGUGUCGGAAAACAGUCCCGUGGGGCACUCUGUGUUGCAGGUCAAAGCAAAUGAUUCUGACAUGGGCCCUAACGGAGAAAUUGAGUAUACCCUUCACCAAGCAGUUGACCCAGUGCCGAAACUCUUACGAAUUGAUCGGUCCACUGGCAUUAUUUAUGUCAAAGGAUCCCUGGACAGGGAGGAAAUCAGCAGCUUGUCUUUCUAUGUGGUGGCGAGGGAUAAGGGUCCUCAACCUAAAAGCUCGAAGACAUUUGUAACUAUUGAGGUGACUGACCAAAAUGACAACGCUCCUGCUGUGGAGAUUCGUGGAAUCGGCCUUGUGACACACAGUGAAGGAGUGGCUAACAUUUCAGAGGACAUGCCCGUUGGCACAGCCGUUGCUUUGGUGCAAGUGUCUGACAAGGAUGAGGGAGAGAAUGCUGUGGUCACGUGUGUGGUCGCGGGAGAUGUGCCCUUCCAGCUCCGCCCUGCCAGCGACUCCUCCAGUGACAACAAGAGGAAGUAUUUCCUACAGACCACCACUCCCCUCGACUACGAACGGAUUAGGGAUUACCGAGUAGAGAUUGUGGCUGUGGAUUCUGGUAAUCCAGCACUUUCUAGUACAAAUUCUCUUAAGGUGCAAGUGACUGAUGUGAACGACAACUCUCCAAUAUUCUCGCCGACGGUGUUUGAGGUAGAUUUUGCCGAAGAAAACCAACCAGGAGAGAAGGUUUUGGAUGUUAUAGCGUCGGAUGCUGACAGUGGCACUAACGCAGAACUCCUGUAUAACAUUGUGGCGGACUCGUCUAUCAAAGGUCUGUUUGAGAUUGACCCCAAUACGGGCGAAGUAAGAGCCCGAAGCCCGCUUGACCGUGAGCAUAAAGAACGCUACGAGUUCCGGGUCACUGCAGCAGAUAAAGGGUCCCCUGUUCAUAAAGGUACAGCAACUGUUGUAAUAAAAGUUCUUGACCGCAAUGACAAUGACCCCAAGUUCAUGCUUAGCGGCUACAGCUUUUCAGUGUUGGAAAACAUGCCUCCCCUCAGUCCAGUUGGCAUGGUGACAGUCCUGGAUGUAGACAAAGGUGAGAACGCCCAUGUCCACCUCUCUGUAGAGCCUGAUGGAGGAAAGUUUGUAGUUCAAAAUGGAACAGGCACCAUUCUUUCAAGCAUCUCAUUUGACAGGGAGAAAGAGAGCAGCUAUACUUUCCGUCUAAAAGCAGUGGAUGAAGGAGAACCACCUCGGUCGUCAUAUGUGGGCGUUACCAUCAACGUACUGGAUGAAAAUGACAACGACCCUGUGGUCACAAAGCCCUCCAAUUCCUCUUUCAGGCGAUUGUCACCUCUAGCUUCCCCAGAUAGCCAUGUUGAGAUAGUGGAAGCUGAAGACCUAGAUAGUGGGCCUAACGCAGAGCUGGUCUUCAGUAUUGCUGGUGGAAACCCUUACCAGUUAUUUCGCAUUUCCCCCUCCAGUGGGGAAAUCACUCUAGCAAAAGAGAUGACUCGCAAACAUGGUGGACUUCAUCGCCUAGUGGUGCAUGUGAGUGAUAGGGGGAAGCCUGCACGUCAUGCCACUGCCCUGGUCCACAUCUAUGUCAAUGAAACCAUUUCAAAUGUCAGCUUAGUGGAGGCCCUAGUAGGACACAGUCUUUACACCCCACUGGAUAGGGACAUUGCUGGUGAUCCUAACAAUGGUUUUGCUGCACAGCGUAGCAACAUUUUGUUUGGAAGCCUUGCCGGUGUGGCAGGUGUAGUCAUGUUAAUCUUGGUGGUGGUAUUUAUUCGACACCGCAUCCAGAGAGAAACGAAGAGUGGUUAUCAGGCUGGCAAGAAAGAAACUAAAGACUUAUACGCACCCAAACAGGCACCGAAGAAUGCCAAAGGCAAAAGAGGAAGGAAAGGAAAACCCCCAAAGUCCCCAAAACCACUUGGUGAAGAUGAGAAAGUCAGCCUUCAAAAGAGCCUCAAGUUCAACCUUGAUGGAGUCAACGAUAGCCCCAGGAUACACCUGCCCUUAACGUAUUCACCAGGAAGUCCUGAUAUAGGCAGACACUAUCGCUCCAACUCCCCCUUACCCUCCAUCCAGCUGCAGGCCCAAUCCCCUUCAGCCUCUCAGAAGCAUCAGGCCGUCCAGGACCUUCCUGCCGCCAACACCUUUGUAGGGACGGGAGGAGAUGACAACUCUACCGGCUCAGAUCAGUACUCAGAUUACAGCUACAAGACCAGCCAACUCAAGUACAGCAACAAACAGCAUCCGCAUCGGCGAGUGACCUUCUCCACCGCCAACCCUGUGCAAGACCUGCAGGACGCCUCUCAGCACAGCUACUAUGACAGUGGCUUGGAGGAAUCGGAGACUCCCAGCAGUAAGUCAUCAUCUGGUCCUCGCAUUGGACCCCUGACCCUGCCUGAGGACCACUAUGAGAGAACCACUCCAGAUGGCAGCAUUGGAGAGACCGAGCACCCUGAAAACGAUAUCCGCUCCCUCCCUGAUGUGGCAAUGACCGGAAACUGUACAACCGAGUGCAGCGAAUUGGGCCACUCAGACGCCUGCUGGAUGCCCGGGCAUCCCUCCCCCGUACGCAAGACCAGGAACCCCCCGAAACUCUCCACCUUCGUGCCUUACCAGGAAAGAGGGAGCCUGGGACGCCUCGCUAACGGGAGCGCCAGGCUGGGUGGCGAGGAGCACCGGUCGCGCCUUCCGCCCUCCCGCAGUGCCUAUUCCAACAGUGGUCAUGACGCCAGUCAGGACUGCCCCUCAGAGGAGAUGCCCCUGAGCGUAGCCUCUGAGUUCCAACCCACCUCUCCCUCUACCCACACUCCAAAAAGAGAAAUUUACCUGUGAGGAAUAGUGUCAUCUGAUUGGUGCACAAAUGAAGAAAAGGUACACCCACUUCAGAUGGAAAAACAGGCUGUCCACAUGCUAAAGCCAAUGCCCGUUUUGUAGUUAACAGUAUUCCAUCACUGGCAUGAACACUUGUUUUUUGUCAUUUCCUCCUUAAAUUAUUAAUUUAUUAGCAUAUUUAUUAAGAAUUCCACAAAGUUAAUGGAUGCACUCGCUCAUUUAUUUAUACGAAAUCGUGAAGGAUACAAUUCUAACUGAUCAAAAGGAAGUGCAGAUGGUAAUUGCUACUUUAGUAGUAACUAAUUAUUGUUGUAGUUAGCCAAGUUCCAUUCUGUGAAGUGAUCUCUUGAAAUUUGGAAGUUGUGAUCAGUGCUCUUGUGCCAUUAUUAGCUAUCAUUUAUUAGACAGCCAGACAGGCCCGUACAGAAGGCAUAACACUUUCGACUAACAAUCAAAUGAAACGGUCUCUCUUAAUGUACAGUGCUGUAAAUACCUUUGAAUGGUGUGUUUUACAUAUAUUUUUGUCUGGCAUAAGCUGAAAAAAAGAAAUUGCCUCAGAAUUCUAGCAUAUUUAAGCUUUUCUUUGCUGCUGCUGUUUAAACUUGAUUGAAACCAUCUCCAGAAGUGGAGUUCGAUAUUGUGGAAAGGCAUUUAUCCGCCCCUCACAAUCACAAACACCUUGGACCCCUAAUCAUAGUAGAAUAGCCAUAACCUCUGCUCCCUGUAGUGCUCGGCCACUGGUGGAGAAGGCUGUGUGGCAACAUUUAAACUGACAUUAUGUUCCACUGACUCUCAGCACUGUGACCUAUCGUUCAUCAUAAAAACGGUUGACUUGGCCACAAUACCCCAAAGUCACAAUGACCAUUCCGAUUGGCUUUUUAUCUUAAACCUUAUGACACACUCUGUUGAUUAAAUCAUACGAGCGUGUCAUUUUUAAAAGCUCUUUUCUGUUGUGACAAUCAGACGGGCUCUCACAAUCCUUUCCCCUCAAAGCUCAUAGUCCUCUCUCUCCCCUUAUGAUCCACAAGAACUUCUUUGGAUCGGUUUAAUGCAUAAAGAAGUAUUUACAUAGAAGGGCACUUGAACACGUAGGACCACUGGAGAGAUUGAGCACUUGGAAGUUGGUACAUGAGUGCCCUGUUGAGAGUAAAUUCUUUGUGUUUUAAAGUAGCAGUUCGCUCUAGAUAAAUACUUCUUCAGAGGUGAAUUCAAUACACUGUGCACACUGGAAUAAGUGAAUUCACAGACAGUGUGGACCUUGAAGUCUAAUGAAUAGAUUUGAAGAAAUCCUGGGAGGUUUUGUCAAUAACAUGAGACAUUUCUAAGUAAGUGUUUGGUUUCAUGUGAGUGAAUAUCAUUUGCAACUGCAGAAUUUUGUUGAGCUUAAACAUAGGUUUAUAGUAGGAGUGUUGGCUCAAUUUACUGCAAUUCCUGUUAAUUAUGAUUUUCCCUCUAUUGAGGACAACAUGCUUAAUAAAUUAUUAGGCAUUUUCCUUCUUCUGGCUAUUAAAGAUGGAAUAAAAAAUAGGGCAUGCCCGUGGGCUUCAUUUAUCUUUACAAAGAUUUUCCAAGUGAAUCUGAAGGAGAUUUCUGAAGGACACUGUGUAUUAGUCAGUAAUUAAAUGUUAAUGAUGACAACAGUAGGCUGCCUUACAACAUUGUAGAGUAAGCCCGUGUCUGUGAUUUUAACAUUGAUUUGAUUAGAUUUGGAGAUAGCUCUCACCUCUGCAGAGUAUUUCCAUCGUGAGACUGUGCGUCCGACUAAGGGUGGAGGAGCCUUCAAUGGACAUUUCCUAAUUAGGGUGAGUAAUGAGUCCUGAGCUGGGGCAUGUGUGAGCACACCCCCAGGACACGGCACCCACCAGAUAAUGCAAAUCCACCCGCAAAGCUACAAUCAGUUAAAAGGGGUAUUUUUAUCAGCACUUACCUCAUCAUGCUGCCAUUGAAAACUGCGUUUAGAAUAAUUAAAAUGAAAACAUACGGAAAUUACUGGACAUGGCCAUGAUUAAAUAAGGUGGGCCAUUAUCCUGCCUUGAGGGGGAGAAAGCACAUCAUGUCGUUUUCAAAGCCAUUUAGCAAACUGAAAUAAAAAUUCAAACAACAGCUAUGAUACACUGUGAUUUAACCCCCCCAGCUCCACAAAGCCCCUCUCGGAGCUGAACAUAGCCCCUUCGCGAACUCAAAGCAGUGGCUAAACCACUGACCUGGAAUUAAUGAUAAGUGAGAAAGAUAGCAUUGAGUGAUAAAACCAAUGUCACAUAGCCUCAAUCACUUUUAUCUAUUGAAAAUGCCCCGGACUUGAUUCCGAUUCACAACUGCUUUGCAUCCAGAUUUAUCUCGGGGGAUAAAUCGUAACCUGAUUCCAGCCUAAGUACACUUAUCGCUUUCAGGAAUCUGGAAUCUUCAGAUUUGUCUCUUUGAUCGCCGACACAUGAAAUAAAUGGGGCAACUCUUAGUGGAUCAGUCGUAAUCAUCUGUUGUUGCUCUGAACGGAAUGACAGGAGUUUGAUUUAAGUCCUCUGCGAAAUGAGACAAAAUAACAAGCCUGGGCCUAUUUUUUCCCCUGUCUUAAGGAGUUGGACUCUUUCACUCCAGCCGAUAAUGACCUCCUGCUACUCACCCCUGGAACAAUGUAUCACCGGGUUUGAUCUUUCUUUUGAACUCAUGCUGAAUGAACUGUGUUUUCUUCUCUCUCAAACACAGAAGGGUUCUCCUUGAUUAAAUUAAGAGGACAUCAUGAAGCACCUGAAUACACUCAAAAGUAUGUUGAAUAAUGUUUAAUUUGUACUUAACAUUGAUUUAAUGUUAAAGUCACUUGAGUAUCUUUUGCCUCUCUGUAGUGUGUAUCGUAUGGUGAUCAUUUCUGUGGACAGGUGGACAAAUUGCUGUACUGAAAUUGGCAAUGGAUUUUUUUUUUUUUUUCUUACUGAUCAAAGACUCUUGGAAAAGUGGUUGUGUGAAAAAAUAUUGAAAUCUUUUGGUGGUGUAGUGUACAUAGAUCUCCACAACCCCGCGUCUGCUGUCAAGCAGGCGGCGAUUUAAGCAUGAAUUCCAAAGAUAAUUGGUAGAAACUGUUUACUCUUUUCCUUUACUUUCUGAAAUGUCAGUGCUGGUUCAUAUUCAAAAGGCCCUCUCCCAAAACAAUCUGAAAUUAACUGAACAUUUCAUCUUUUACACAGUUCAUCUAGAACAAAGACAAUUGCCUUGAAAAUAUGUCUUUGCAAGAGAGACUCUAGUUGUUAUCCUAAUUGUUGGUAUAUUUAUAUAGGAUAAAAUGCUUGUGAUGCCAUGUUUUUGUACAGUUUUAUGUACAUACAAGUGAAGCUUUCUAAAAGUUAUGAGAAAAGCCGAUAUAAAAAUUGUAACUUGUUUUCUUGAGAUGUGCACAUCUUGCCUUGGUUGGAUUGACCUUUGCUGAGUCAGUGUGAAUGUGGCCGUUCUAUGCCUGCACUGUAGUCAUUCACCGGCUCCCACCUCCUGAGGACUUUAUCAGUUUUCAUGUUUAUUGUGAACAGUGGCUCGUCUUAUCUUACCAGUUUGUUAAACUCCUGUGUUCUGCAUUGUUCUGUUUUCGCAUGUUGACAAUUUCUCUUGUAAUACUGUAAGUCCUCAUGAACUUUGUAAUUAAAUCACUUCAGGGAAAAAA
This is a messenger RNA of Etheostoma cragini (Arkansas darter), 7885 nucleotides long. It is a transcript of the gene pcdh1a, whose product is annotated as protocadherin 1a. Bases 667 to 4239 code for a protein of 1190 amino acids. Gene Ontology annotation, molecular function: calcium ion binding. Gene Ontology annotation, cellular component: plasma membrane. Gene Ontology annotation, biological process: homophilic cell-cell adhesion. NCBI's taxonomy places the organism in Eukaryota, Metazoa, Chordata, Actinopteri, Perciformes, Percidae. The transcript has 5 exons. The record is from RefSeq and is a predicted model, not a curated record.